AAAAUUAUCACUUUACAAACACUCAUAUAUAGUACUUUUAGAAUUACUCAUAUAUUCUUUUGUACUUAGAGAUAUGAAGAUAAAAAUGUAGGUUAGUGGGAUAUGUCCUUUUCGAUACAAUUUUACUGCAUAAUUUGUCCUUGAUUUGAUAUUUGAAAUCAUUGUUAAUGUGAUAAAAAUGUUAUCAAGAGUGAACAAAAUAACAGCUUCAUGCUCAAAUAUAUUCUCAUCAAUGUAUUUUGUAUAAAAAUUUUUGUAUGUCUGUCGAAAUGUAGUAACAGAAUGGGAUGUCUUAUUAGUUGCCCAUCUUAUACACAUUUGGUUAAAGAUUAGGAACUGUCAUUUUGUUGAUAAUUGGAUAUUUCAGGUUAUAAAGCUUAAUAAUUUAAUAGAAAGUGGAUAGUACUUCGGUGGUACGUGCUCGAAUGCUACUUUAAGUUAAUUUGAUUCUCAGAAGAAAGUUUGUUGUGUUACCAUCCCAUCUUCUUGUGAAGCUAGCAAAGGCGAAUACGUAUUCAGUUUCAUGUGAACCUAAGCGUCAGGCUCUAGUGAAAUAGUAAAAUCUAAGGAUUUCAGAAGCUUUAAGAUCUUCUAAUAUUUACGGUCGGGAAAUGCAACAAAGUAGGCGUAAACAGUAUUACCGGUGAGACGAUGGAGCUGAAGGUGUGGGUGGAAGGUAUUCAACGUAUUGUUUGUGGCGUUACCGAAUCCACUACUUGUCAGGAUGUUGUCUAUGCGUUGGCACAUGCAACAGCUCAGACAGGUAGAUUCACUUUGGUUGAACGAUGGCGUACAAAUGAAAGGCUACUUGCACCAUAUGAAAAUCCUCUUAAGAUUUUGAUGAAAUGGGGAGAAUAUUCCUCAGAAGUGCAGUUGAUCUUAAGACGGUCUACGCCAGAAGGAAAUAAGAUUCAAAGUGGACGUAUGAUGCAUGGGAUAAGAACAAAUGGUUUACCUACUUCUUUGGCAGAGCAUUCGACAAGUAGCACAGCUCAAGAUGAUCUCAAGGGCAGUCCCACUAUUCCAAUGUCUGAGUACGAUGAAUUACAAGGAGGAAUUGAAAGAAAUCGGGAUAUCCGAAAAUCUCUCACAUUUAGUGGCCUUCAUGGAACAGUUACUGAUAAUAAUAGUGAGGUUCAAAUGGAAAACGUUGCCAUAGUUCAACCAACACCACAAUUAAAAUCUAAGGAGUGCAACAUUCGAAAGGCUACUCACAAACCUACACGGUCUCCUACAAGAACAGUUAGUGGCGAUACAAGUAUAUAUUUGCCACAAAAGAAAGUACGAGAAGUGCCACCCUACAGAGAUCCACCUGGUCCAGUUUCCCCACCAUUACGAACUUUACCACCAUACAGAGAUCCUCCACCUCCAAAUAUUAAUAGUCCUGGAAGAUCACAAUUUUUACCAAAUACGAAUAGUGGAAGUCCACAUUUUCAAAAAGAAGAACAGUUUUCUCCAAGUAAUCCCGCUAAGUCGAAAAGAAAUCUCAUUCAGGAGUUUCAAGAAUCCAAGUCUCAGCCACAACCUGGCAAUCAGUUAACAGGGCAGUCUCAAAAUAUGGUGACUGUCGCAUAUACUCAACGAUACGUUGAGCUUAUCAGAUUGGUUAAUAGGCAACGGGAUACCAUAAACGCCCAGCAGGCUGAUCUUACAAAGUUUGAUGCUGAAAUUUUGUACUGGGAAACUAAGAAUAGAGAGCAAAUGCAUCAGAUGGACUUUAUUUCUGAAGAAGUGAAUCGCAUUGAAUCCACCGGUCGAAUUAUCGAGGAACAGUUAAAAGAAUUGACGCACGUAGAAGAAGAAAGUGAAAUUGUACGGCAACAGGAAAAAACUUUGAAAUCAGAGAUAACAUUGCUAAGAUCAAAGUUAGCAAAUUGCGAGACAGAGUUGUUGCAAUGCAAGAAUAAAAUCAGGCUAGUAAUGGAAGAGCUUGCAGUAGAGCAGCAUAGUAUAAGUCGCGAAUCAGAUGAGCGUCAAAUCAUGGAGAGAAAAAUAAUAAGCGAAGUAGAGCAUCUUCAGAAUGAAGUAGAACAAGUAAAACGUUCUGCGGAAUUAGCCACUCAAUGCGCAGAAUCUUUGAAGCUCGAAGUAGUAAGCUUAGAGUCAGCAAUUGUUGAGAAAAAGUUACAAGUAGAACGUUUGGUUGCUGACAUGAAGGAAGCCAACUUGCAGAGUUUGACGGUAGCUUGUCAGGAUGAGCAAGUAAAGCAUCUGCUAGAAGGUGCACACAAACCUGGUAGUACGCGUAAAAUGAUAGGAUCUCCAAGACAAUUAGAAACUGCAGUGCCUACCAGUAAAAACCCACACGGUGUGUGGGUGUAAAUAAUUGCAACGUCUAAUAGUCUCAAAAUCUCCUUUGGUUCAAUUACAAUCCGCCGAUCAUGGACCAAAGUUAAAUUACGUUCAGGGAGUAGCAAAAAACUGCCACAUAUCUAUUCUCUAGACUUACUCUCCUGUAUUAUUUCAGUAUAUCGAUAUAACAGUAGUGUAAGAAACAUUCGUUCAUUUAUUUCGCGUCAUAAAAAAAAGAAUUCUAGUGUCAUGACUGAAGACUUACUCCGAAGAAGUUAUUUCUCAUUCUUAUUCAUCUCUAUCAGUAUCAGUAAGACAACAUAAGUGAUAAAAUUAUAAGUCAAAUAUCUUCAUGUGCACAUUUUACGGUGAUAAAUAUCUUCAGUUUACUGCUCAAAUUUCAGUCGUUUCAAUGUCACAACAAUAUUAUAUUAAUAUUAAAGUUUAAUCAUAAUAGUAUAUAUCUAUACUGCAUGUAAAACAAAUACCAUAGUCCAAUGGCAAUUAAUUGUCUGAAAUUGUCUCUUAUUAUAACUUACUUAUACUUUUUUCCACUAGUUUCGAACGUAAACAAUUGUGCAAUUAUACACCUAUCGCAUUCGUGACCGUUAUGUAUCAACUAUUUACUUGUUGUUGACCUAGGUGCUUAUAUCAAUACCAUUGCCAUUAUUCAUUUCUCUGUAUUAUUAUGAAUUUAUAUCGAACUAGAUUAUACAUAUUCUUUCCUACAUA
Messenger RNA from Cephus cinctus (wheat stem sawfly), 3024 nucleotides. RefSeq names its product ras association domain-containing protein 8 (gene RASSF8). The record is from RefSeq and is a predicted model, not a curated record. The transcript has 10 exons. NCBI's taxonomy places the organism in Eukaryota, Metazoa, Arthropoda, Insecta, Hymenoptera, Cephidae. The coding region runs from base 652 to 2322 and encodes 556 amino acids. Gene Ontology annotation, biological process: signal transduction.